ACAGUCGACAUUUUGCAUCAGUCAUAUAGUCCAGUUAAAUAAGUCCUUGGAAGCUUCACAUCUCUGGGGUCUGGGGGAGAUGAGGGGACGGGGAAGGCGCCAGAGUGGUGGUCCACACAGAAUAUCGGCAGCUAAGAAGCUGGGCAACGCUGCCUGGGAGAUUGGCUCCGGAACCAGGGCCACCAUAUCGGGGGCGGUCUCCUCUCUCAGCGGCACUGUUAGGCCUCGCCCACAGCGUCCGUUUGCAACCUCGCUGAGGUGCAGGACUGAGGUUGGUGUGACUUUUGCGGACAUUGCUCUGUACUUCUCUAAGAAAGAAUGGUACCUCCUUGAUGAGGAUCAGAGACUCCUGUACCUGGAUGUGAUGCUGGAGAACUUUGAACUUGUAUCCUCACUGGGUUGCUGCUGUGGAGCAGAGGAUGUGAAAGCAUCAAAUGAAGAAAAUGUUUCUAUAGAAGUGCCACAGGCAAAGAAACCCAAUAUACCUUUUUCUCCCUGGCGUUGCCACCCCUGUGAGAAUUGUGGGCCAGUCUUGAAAGACAUUUUUCACUGUAUUGACCAGCAGGAAACACAACACAAACAAAAACCGUUGAGAUGUGGAGCAUGUGGAAAACAAUUUUAUUUCAGUACAAAGUGGCAGCCUCACCACAUGAGAGAGAAGCCUUUCAUGAGAAGUGUGGACGGGAUGUCACUUGCAAAAAAUUGCAGUUUUAAUGUGUCCCAGAAGCUUUUUACCUGUGGGAACUUUGGGCAGGACAUUCUUACCAGGUCAGGACAUCUCCAACAACAGGCUACUCAAAGUGGGGACAGGCCAAAUGAUAUCUUGACAUCUGGAGUGACUCCUCGAAGCAGGAAAAAUCAUUACACGCUGAAUGAGUAUAAGAAAGCAAGUGGCUGCAACCACACAUUUCUCGAGAACAAAGGUGUUCCUACUGGGACACAAUGUUUUGUAUGUCAUCAAGGUGGAAAAUAUUUUACCAGUAUUUCUAGUUUACAUUAUCGUCAGAGAGUUCACACUGGAAAACGACCCCAUGAGGGCAGUGAGUGUCUGAAAUCUUUUAGCAGGCUAUAUUACCUUCAUUUACAUCAUGGAGUUCACACUGGGGGACGGAAUUAUGAAUGCAGUGAAAUCGGGAAAUCUUUAAUCACUAGUACUAGCCUUCGUUAUCAUCACAGUGUUCACACAGUAGAAAAGCUUUAUGAAUGCAUUGAAUGUGGGAAAUCUUUUACCACUAGCACAAGCCUCCAAGAUCAUAAGAGAUUUCACACUGCGGAAAAGCUUUAUAAGUGCAAUGAAUGUGGGAAAUCUUUUACCAGAAUUAAUCACCUUCAUUGUCAUCAAAGAGUCCACACAGGAGAAAGGCCUUAUGAAUGCAGUGAAUGUUGGAAAUCUUUUACCACAGUUGGUGAUUUUCAUCGUCAUCAGAGAGUUCACACAGGAGAAAGGCCUUAUGAAUGCAGUGAAUGUGGGAAAUCUUUUACCACUAGCACUAACCUCCGUUAUCAUCAAAUCUUUCACACAGGGGAAAGGCCUUAUGAGUGCAUUGAAUGUGGGAAAUCUUUUACAACUAGCACUAGCCUCCGUUAUCAUCAGAGAAAUCACACUGGAGAAAGGCCUUAUCAUUGCAGUGAAUGUGGGAAAUCUUUUACAAGAAUGUAUCAUCUUUGUUGUCAUCAGAGAGUUCACACAGGAGAAAGGCCUUAUGAGUGCAGUGAUUGUGGGAAAUCUUUUACAACUAGCACUAGUCUCAGAUAUCAUCAGAGAUUUCACACAGGAGAAAGGCCUUAUCAUUGCAGUGAAUGUGGAAAAUCUUUUACCAGAAUUAAUCACCUUCAUUGUCAUCAGAGAGUUCACACUGGAGAAAGGCCUUAUGAAUGCAGUGAAUGUGGCAAAUCUUUUACCACUAGCACCAGGCUCCGUGUUCAUCAGAGAGUUCACACAGGAGAAAGGCCUUAUCAGUGCAGGGAAUGUGAGAAAUGUUUUAGCACUAGCACUAACCUCCGUGUUCAUCUGAGAGUUCACACAGGAGAAAGGCCUUAUUGUUGCAGUGAAUGUGGAAAAUCUUUUACCAGAAUUGAUAUUCUUCGUUAUCAUCAGAGGGUUCACACAUGAGAAAGGCCUUAUAAAUGCAGAGAAUGUGGGAAAUCUUACAGUUGCACUACGUAUCGUUAUAGUUAUAAUCAGAUGUUGAAAUCUUUCAACAAAAAUUAUAACAUUCUCAGUACAUGACUUCACAUGGAGGGUUAUCUUAGAAGGGUAGGAAUUGUACAGAUUCUUCUUUUUUAAUGUUAAUAAUGCCAAAAGAAAUUAUUUUAAACCUUGUUCAUCUGAGUCAAAUCAUAUAAAGCUAAUCAUGUACAUAGAGAGGUUCUGCAUAGAUUUUUUUCUGCUACAUUUCUGUUUUUCUCUGUACAUUUUAUUAUUUAUUUUUUAAACAUUUUAUUGAUUAUGCUAUUAGAGUUCUAUUUUUUCUCCCAAUUAUUACCCUCCAUCCUGUACCCCCACCUGCACCAGUAUGCUCCCCCUUAAUUCAUGUCCAUGGGUCGUACAUGUGUUUUGUCUUCUACAUUUCCUAUACUAUUCUUAACCUCCUCAUGUCUAAUUUGUACCUACUAAUUAUGCUUUGUAUUCCCUGUACCUUUUCCCCCAUUCUCCCUCUUCCCAUUCCCUGCUGUUAUUCCUCCAUGUGAUCUCCAUUUCUGUGCUUCUAUUCCUGUUCUAGUUGUUUUCUUAGGUUUUGUUUUUUCAGUUCAGUUGUUGGUUGUGAGUUUGUUGUCAUUUUACUUUUCAUGGUUUUUUAUCUUUUUCUUAAAUACAUCCCUUUAACAUUUCAUAUAAUAAGGGCUUGGUGAUAAUGAACUCCUUUAACUUGAUGUUAUUUGGGAAGCACUUUAUUGGUCCUUCCAUUCUAAAUGAAAGCUUUGCUGGAUUGAGUAAUCUUGGAUGUAGAUUCUUGCCUUUCAUGUCUUCGAAUACUGCUUUCCAGCCCCUUCUUGCCUGUAAGGUUUCUGUUGAGAAAUCAGCUGAUUGUCUUAUAGGAACUCCUUUGUAGGUAACUGUCUCCUUUAUUCUUGCUGCUUUUACGAUUCUUUAUCUUUAAUCUUGGCUAAUGUAAUUAUGAUGUUCCUUGAUAUGUACUUCCUUGGGUUCAGUUUCUUUUGGCCUCUCUGAGCUACCUGGACUUCCUGGAAGUCUUACUUCUUUUGCCAGAUUGGGAAAGUUCUCCAUUAUUAUUUCAAAUAAGUUUUCAGUUUCUUCUUUACUUCUGGCAUGCUUAUUAUGAUUCAGAUGUUGGAAUGCUUAUAGUUUUCCUGGAUGUUCCUAAACCUCUCCUCAUCGUUUUUGAAUUCUUGUUUUCUCAUUUUGUCUGGUGGAAUGUUUAUUUCUUCCUUCUGCUUCAAAUUGUUUAUUUGAAUCCCAGUUUCCUUAACGUCACUGUUGGUUCCCUGUAUAUUUUUCUUUAUUUCAGUUUACAUAGCUUUCACUUUUUCCUCUAGUUUUUGACCAUACUCAAUCAUUUCCGUGUGUAUCCUAAUUACCAGUGUUUUGAACUGUGCAUCUGACAGGUUGACUAUCUCUUCAUUGCUUAGUUCUAUUUUUGGAGCUUUGAACUGUUCUUUCAUUUGGGCCAUAUAUUUUUUGUCUUGGCAUGCCUGUUACUUUGUAAGGGGUGAAGCCUUUGGUGUUGGAGGAGAUAGCCCAGGUCACUGCAUUGUAGCACUGUAUGUGGAGGAGGGGUCUGGCAGGGAACAAUGCUGCUGUUCAUCUCUCAGCUGGCUUCUAUCACUUCCCUUGCUACCCAGAAGCAAAUUGGGCCAUUCUGGUUCUGAUUCCCAGGUGGGUGGGCUUGUGUACAUUUUAGGACCCUAUGGAUCUCUCCAGUAAACUCUUGUGACACUGGGAGUUUCUUUUGCUUUCGCAACCCCCAGAGUUUUUACAGCCAGAGGUUUUGAGGCUGUAUCCUGCGCUGGGACCCUGGCUUGUGUAGUCUGUUUUGCUCCCCAGUUGUUCCUCCCAGUUUAUCUACUUUCAAAUGUGGGGCCUCUAGCCUUCGCCUGACCAUACGUCCUCUGCCCUGGCUUCCUGUCUUCACCCCUCCUACCAGUUUGAGUAAAUGUUUCUUAACUUUUAAUUCCUUGGUUGUCGGACUUCCAUGGAGUUCAGUUUUCUGGUACUUCUGGUUGUUUUUUUGCUUUUAAAUUUUUUGUCCUUUUGUUUGUGUGAGGAGGCAAAGUGUAUCUAUCUAUGUCUCUAUCUUGUCUCUGUCCAUUUUAAAUUCCACAGCUACAUAAUUUUAAUUGUGUGGGAAGCCUGUGUGUCCACGUUGCACUUUUCAGUUUACCCAGGUAUCUUGCCAGAUAUCUCCAUGUCAUUCCAUAUUUCUGUUGCUGAAGAUUUUUUAAAUUUUAUUUUAUUUAUUUUUGGAGUUGAGGGGGGGAGAGAGAGAUAGAGAAGAAAGGCAAAUCAAUGAAAGGGAGAUACAUUGUUUGGUUGCCUCUCAAACAACCUCUCUGGGACCUGUCUAGCAACCUAGAGCUGGGACAGAGCUGGCAACAUGUAGGUUCACAGGCCAGCACUCAACCCAUUGAGCUGCACCAGCCAGGGCAAAAAAAAAUUAGGAGUAGGCUAACCUAUUUUUAGAUUCUCAUUCCUUUGUCACUCACUAGUUGACACACUUUUAGCCCAGAGAAUACCAUCUGAGUUUAGCUGUCAGCUUGCAGAAGGCCUGUUUGUUAUUUUCAGGGGUGUGCUCUUACCAGGUAUCAGUAAUAAAUUUCUGAGUGUUCACAUCACCCCUGCAAGAACUGCCAUGCUUCCUUCUUUUUGGAUUGUAAGAUAAUGAAGGCCUUUUUUUUUCUAAAUUCUUUGGGUGUUCUAUGUAUUGUCUGGUAUAGCUUAUAAGCAGAUUUGUGCCCUACAGGCAUGAAGUGGUGAACAAUUAUACAUGUCUCAAACUUUCUCUUACUCCAUGGAUACAGUUUGUUGCAGAAAUUAAUUCACAAGUUUUUCUCAAACUUGAAUUUCUUCUCAUAACCACCUAGUGGGCUCUCUAGUGUUCAUGAGAGGUCUAAAUGCUAUGAGUUUUAGGAGACACAGAUCACUCCAAGAAGGGGUAGCUAAGACAACCUAAAGUAUGUAUAGAUACAGCAUGAAUUUUUCCUUUGCAAAGGAUACCAAUAUUUUGGAGAAAAUCUGGCUCAGGUUUUGCAAAGGGUUAUAAGUGUCAUACAGUUGCAUGGAUGAUAAUCACUAGUAGCUCCACAGGGAUUAAGGGAAGCUGAUUGCAACAGAAACACUGGCCUAAAUAGGUGCUUGAAGAGACUGAACCUACCUAGAAGGAAUGUGUCUCUUCUAAGUAGUAAGUAAAAUUUUUUCAAAAAUUUGAGGAUUUUGGUCAUUUAUGAGAUGUUAAUCUCAAAGCUAUUGGUACCCUAGCAGAAAAGAAAAAUAAAGGAUGUCUUUAGUUGAGGGAUGUCAUUUCAUGAUCCACCCAGCAAUCUUGCUGUUUUUAUGACAGUUUUUUUUAAUUAGCUAUGUUUGCUGUCACUGAGGCAAAGUCUCUCCCAGGGGUCAUGAGAACAUGCAUUCAAUAUAGACUUGCCAAACCUAUUUUCGAAAGGUAUUAUACAAAGUUUCCAAAUAUUGAUUCAUUUUUAAAAGCUUUAAUUUCAUAUGAAGUAUGACAUUUAGUGAGCCUUCACAUAUACUUAAAACUGGUAUCGUCACCAUAGUCAUAAUACUGAUUGUAUUUGUCCCUGGGAAUUUACUUAGUGGCCUUUUUUAUUUCUUCCACCUCUUCACCUGUCUGUAAGUAAACAUUGAUUUACAUUUCCAUAUAUAUUUAGAGAUUUUUAAUGUUAGUAGUUUAUCUGUUUGGCUGAGGAAUAUCAUUGCUAAACCAUUGCAGAAAGGCCUUGUGAAUGCAGUGAAUAUGGGAAGUAUUUCAGACGAAAGUGUGAACUGUGUUCUUACCAGAGUACUCACACUGGACAGAGUCCUUAGAAUGCAGUGAAUGUCGAAAAUCUUUCACCAUAGUACUAUCCUCCAUUAUCAUCUGGUAUUUCACAUAGGAGAAAGGCCUUAUGAGUGCAGUGAAUGUGAGAAAUCUUUCAUUCAAAAGCAGCAACUUCAUUGUCAUCAGAGAGUUCACACAGGAGAAAGGCCUUAUAAGUGCAGUUAAUGUGGGAAAUCUUUAGCCAAAUUUCUAAUCUUCCUCUGCACAUAAGAACUUAUAUGGGGGAGGGGGGAAGGUCUUAGAUGUGUAGGAAAGGUAUACCAGUUUUUUUCCCAUGUUAAUAAUACUGUAGGAAACUAUGGAGCCUUGUUUGUGUGAAUCAAAUAUCAUACAGCCAAACAUGAAGAGUAGGGAGGUGCCCUAUAAUUUUUUUUAUAUGUGAAGCAGGUGUGUCCAUGUCACACUUACUUUACCCAUGUCUCCAGAUUCAUGUCAGUUCAGAUUUCUGUGCUGAAGAUAUUUCACCUACAGCGCCGAUAGGGUUCUGAGAGAUGUCUGAGACAUUAUCCUAAUGUGCUCAGAAAAGGUGACUGUUAACUGAUUUGUGAGGUAAAAGUAGGAGUAGCCUAACUUCAGGGCUUUAUUCCUUCCACUCCUACUAAUUGGCGCAGACCUGACUCAGCUUUGGCCCAGAAAAAGUUAUCUGAGUUCAGCUGUCAGUUUGCAGAAGGGUGGCCUUUUUUUGGGACAUGCUUUUUUUAUAUACCAGUGAUGAUUUUUUUAAUUCCCAAGUCUCCAAUACAAGAACUGCCAAGAUAAUACCCCUUUGGUUUGUAAAAUAAUCAAGGCCUUUUUUAAAUAGUCUUCUUUAAUCUUGGGUGUUGUAUUAUUGUGUGUGGUAGUUAAUAACAGUUUUUGGUCCUACAAGCAUAAAGACGUGGACAACUUUUAUAUGUGUCUCAACCCUUUUUUUUUUUUUUUUUUUUUGCCUCCGUGGGGACAAUUUUUGCUACAGAAAUUAACAUGGCAGUUUUUUUUUCCUGGCUUUCAUUCCUGCUCAUAUCCACCCAGGCAAGAAGACUGUGGGCUCUCUAGUUCUCGUGAGAAGCCUCAAUGCUGUGAGUUUCAGGAGACAGAUCACUCCAAAGAGGGCAUAGGUAUGACAAUCUCAAGUACAUCUGGGAGCAGCAUGAAUUUUUUUUUUCUUGUAAAGGACACCAAUACUUUUGAAGGGAGUCUCUGGUCCAGGUCUUCCAAAUACCAUGUGCUAUAAUGUCUGCAAUUCCAUAGAUGAUGGUGGUUAAUUGCAGCAACUACAGCUCUGGGGAAAUGAGCAUAAUAGAAACACUGGCCUAAUAGGUGCUGGAGGAGACUGCAGCCAACUAGAUGGAAUGUGCAUUUUCUCAGCGUGCAUCUAGAAAAUAUUUUGAGAAAAAGACUGCAAGAUCAGUUUGUGUACAAAUCUCAGGAUCUGCAUGAAUAUUUAUCUUCUGCUGAUUCAGUCAUUUCCAUGAAAUAUAAUCAAAAGGUUCUCUGGCCCUGGCGAGAUAGCUCAGUUGGUUUGAGUGUCAUCUUGAUAUGCCAUGGUUCUGAUUUUGAAAUCUUGUCUGGGCACAUACCAGAAGCAAUGAAUAAAUCCACACAUAAGUGGAAAAACAAAUCCAGAUUCAUCCCCCCCCCCAUUUCUCAAAUCAAUAAAAAAAUUUUUUUAAUGUGGGUUUCUGUCUGCUGUCAUGUUCUUUUCAGAGUCACUGGUGCCCUGGUAGAAAGAAAAAUAAAGUUGAGUGAUGUUGCAACUUUGACCCAGCCAGUUGUUUGUUUCAGUGAGUUUUUAUUAUUGGUUGUACUUGCUUUCACUGAGGCAAAGUCUCAUCCUGAGCACAUGAGAAAGUUUCGAGUAGAGACUUGCCAACCUAUUUUCAAAAAGAGUUGGGCAUAUAUAUUUAAAGUCUUGUACCAUGUUUAAUAAGCUUUAAGUAGUAAAUGUAUUUCAAGUAUAUUUGAUUUGUCUUCACUUAUACAUGAUUCUAAAGCCAUCACUAUAUUGUCAUAAUACUGUCCUUUUUCGUCACGGAGACUUUACCUCAUGGCCAAUUCAAUCUCUCAGCCUUUCACAGCUCUGUAAAUAAACAUUGAUUUAUAUUUCAUUGUAAUAACAGAGUAACAGUAUUUUUCUGCUUCCUUUUACAUUGCAUUUAUAUUUGAAGAAGAGUAUAUUAGUAACUCAUCUGGUUUUUCUGAGAAAUUUUUUAAAAGAUUUUAUUUAUUUUUAGAGAAAGGGAUGGAGAAAGAGAGGGAGGAAACAACCAAUGUGUGGUUGCCUCUAGAUCGCCCCCAACUGGAGACAUGGCCCACAAUCCAGUCAUGUGCCCUGACUGGCAAUCAAAUCAGACUCUUUGGUUUGCAGGCUGGCACUCAAUCCAACCCCUCUAUUCUUAUCUAUGAAGUUAGUACAAUGAAUUUAUCCAUUCAAAAUGAUUAUUUCUAAUUUUUUAGUUUAAAUUGUGUAUAAUUUCUAUGUGGACAUUAAUUUCAUAUACCUUUGUCAAUAACUCAGCGCACAAUCUGAGUUGUAGACUAGGUGAAUGUUUAAGCUAUAGAGAUAAUGAAUUUGUGAUCUAAACUAAUUGUACCUUUUUGUUUCCUUCCAGCAGUGUGUAAGAGAUUUAUUUUCUUUACAUGUUAAUAUUUGAUUGGUAAAUUGUUUUGUAUUAAAAGUUGUUUUUAAACA
Artibeus jamaicensis (Jamaican fruit-eating bat) is the source of this 8688-nucleotide messenger RNA. RefSeq names its product zinc finger protein ZFP2-like. Gene Ontology annotation, biological process: regulation of DNA-templated transcription. The coding region runs from base 80 to 2113 and encodes 677 amino acids. The record is from RefSeq and is a predicted model, not a curated record. Lineage: Eukaryota; Metazoa; Chordata; Mammalia; Chiroptera; Phyllostomidae. The transcript is spliced from 3 exons.